This is a messenger RNA of Anthostomella pinea, 1512 nucleotides long. The record is from the annotation of a GenBank genome assembly. Lineage: Eukaryota; Fungi; Ascomycota; Sordariomycetes; Xylariales; Xylariaceae.
AUGCCGGCGGUAAUCGACACCCUCCUCAGGCAGACUGGGCUCGACUGGCUGACCCAGCCGAGCGACUUUGGAGCCACCCCCCGUGCCGUCCUCGGUACCGGUACCGGCAUCAUCAGCCCCCCGGUUUGCAAGCCGAUCCAGUUCACGUUCCAUUGCGGAUUCAGUGAGGAAGAACUUGUCACCUCCUUCGUACUCGCCAAGAAGAUAUCGUGGUUUCACGUCUACCCGAACGUAUUCGGUGCCUACGAGAUCCCCGGUGCCGUCCCUGGUGUUGUCCCCGUGUCGUCCCCGGCGCCACCCUCUCCUCCCCACAACCACGAACCACAGAUCACUGACGAAGCCCAGAACCAGAUCUACUGGGACUACGACAGUUCCCUUUGCGCCUUGAAACACCACCCACUAGCCAUCAAACUCGAGAGAUGGCUCAUCAAGUCCCACCAGGCCAUAUUCUGCGAUGACUCCCCGGAUCGCCGCAUCCUUCCAGCCUUUUUCCACUGCGAGGGAUCCGACAACCCGCAGCAAGCCCAGCAAGCCGGGAAAGUCAUCCUUGCAGCUAUGGAAGAGGGCAUUGCGGUUGCCAGCGAUUUCAUUAUCAUUGUACCGUACACUGAAUUGAAGAACUGGGUCGAGACAUCGUGGAAGACUGACACAAAGCUUUCAACCAUCCGAGUCACCACUAGUCCUGCCACUGCCCCAGUUCUCGCCCCUGUUUCUGUCACCGCCACCCUCACCGCUCUGCCACUCCCUCCUGCUCCUGUCGUCGCCGCUGCUCUGCCCGUCGUCCCGGCCGUUGUCGCCGCUCCCGCUCCCGCUCCCGCUCCCGGUUCCGUUCCCGCCGGCGCCCUGUGCCCCUUCCCGGGCUACGGCCAGUGCCUCGCAGGCAAUCUGCAGCGCCACCGCAUCCAGCACUUGCGCCAGGGCGGCUACCUCGGCUGCACCCAAACGUUCGCCGACUCGGCUGAGCUGGGCGAGCACCUCAUCCGGACUCACACCUCGGGCACCACGCCAUACGGCCAUGAAGGAAGUAUUGCAGUCUUCAUCAUGACUCGGACAUAUGAAGUUAAAUGUGGGUUCGUUGCGAGCCCACAGCGGCUUCGCGUGGGAUUCACAAGACACCGAGACGCCCUUUGGGUGUUUGGAGAUAUCGACCUAGCUGGCGACAUUACCCGGCAAUUACCGAAACAAAAGAUGAGGAGGGUCCUUGAUGACGAUGGUCGCGAGAUCAGGGUGCCAACUCUUGCACUCCGUGAGGCUCUGGAGUGGUCUUGUGCGAUCUUGCAGCUCUCGCCCACAAAGGCUCACGAUGUUCUGAUGAUCAACCAAGACAAGGCUUCCGGCUACCAUCUGAACAUCGCCAUGGGACAAUCGCGAAUUUUCGGACACCGCGAGGCCUUCCCUGAGAUGGUCUGCAAGGUCCUGUUGUACAAACACACCACACAGGAUUCCAACAGCCAGAAGCAAUACGCGAACAGCAACUAUACGACAGCUCGCAACGCCCUCGAGGAAUUUUAG